AUGCUCGCCUCAAUCAAGUCUGCCAUGACAGGAGCCGCUAAUCUGGUGUCUGGGCAAGCGGAAAACACGAAAAGAGCCCGUGUGAGAGUAGUGAACAAUACCACCAGGCCUAUCGUUGCCAUCUCGGUGAUUCACAAGUGCAGCAGCAAUGGCCACAAGAGCCAUCAAGAAUGGGCGAUGGUGCAGCCGGGCAAAGCAUCCGUGCCUGAAAUGGAAGUCGAAUACCCAGCUGGUUCUGGCUCCAGUUCCGAUGCUGGCGGUGACAGCUCGUGGCUUGCCGUCUGGUACAGCGAGGACCUGCAGGCGCUCUGGCACUGCGAACCAAGCGAGUCGGGGUUUCCGGUCGAUAUGCUAGACAAGCAGUCUCGAGAGGAGAUCCAGAGGGUUGAAGAAGCCCUCGCUACAGGCAGCGAGCCAGGUUCUAAAGGCGCACAGCUAGCUACUGCGCUGGCAAGGUCAACGACGGAUCGAGCAUUUAAUUCGAACAGCCUAGAGGGAUUAGUGCGUCAUCAGUUGCGGGACGAGGAUGCAAACGAGGUGACUGAGUUGGUUAUCAAUGCCAAUGAGACGAUGACUUUUAAAUCCAAGUCUGGCACCACAGAGGCCAAGGUUAACUCUCAGCCAGCUGCCGCAUAG
Messenger RNA from Trichophyton verrucosum HKI 0517, 636 nucleotides. RefSeq lists its product as uncharacterized. NCBI's taxonomy places the organism in Eukaryota, Fungi, Ascomycota, Eurotiomycetes, Onygenales, Arthrodermataceae. The record is from RefSeq and is a predicted model, not a curated record. The transcript has a single exon. The coding region runs from base 1 to 636 and encodes 211 amino acids.